AUGGCACCUACCAAGGAAUCAACAUCGGUGCCGCUGGCCGACUACUUCUUCAUAUCCGGCAUAGAGUCGACGCAGAUCUACGACGAACGCGAACAUGCUGCCGCUUCUCCGCCGCCGGUCGACGAGACGAUUGAGGAGGACAUUGCCCUCGAAACAGACAGUAUCACAUCACCGAGACCCUCGACACCAAGCUCACCAAAAAGGGGAUCAACUCGCUACAGCUGGGAAGCGCGCAAGAGCAUUAGCAGUGUUAUUGGUCCUGGCGAAUUCAAGCCAACGCCUAGCAACCGUAGCAGUGCGACAAUCAAGGGACCACAAACAGAAACACCCGCUCUCAGCGACGAAGACUUUGAGAUUGCACUUCGCAAGUUUGCCUCGGAGAGGGAGAACUUCCUCGAGGAGAUCCAAGUACAGGCAGGAGCAGUUGUACCGCAAACAAGCAGAACACCAAAACCCAGACCGAGAACAGUGCGUAUCACAAGCUCUGAAGAUGCAGCAAAUGCGGCGGCACAGAAGGGCGGUAUUGGAGGACUGAGGAGGCGCUUGUCGACCAUGAACAGCAUGAAGCGACAGCCCUCGGUCUCAGUAUCCAGGCAACGUGAGUACUUCAACAUUUCGACAGGCCACCCGGCUGACCGGACUUCGCUAGCUUCUACACGCACAUCCAAACGACUGAGCGGCUACAACUCGGUCAUCCCCACGCCGAAACCCUUCAAAGCCUCACCCGACAUGCACNNCCCCCUGAAACGACGAUACGAACCGGUUCUGCUCGACAGAUANCCCCCGAGAGCCCAAGACGACGAGAUGAAGCGAAGAUGCCCUUUUCCCGAUUACGUACCCAUGUUUGCCUUUCCCAACGACGUUGUGGUCGUCUCGGCCGACGAGCGACCAAGAUCGACCUGGCACGGCUUUGCCAUGACAACUGGAGACGGUUCCAAACUGCAUGCAAUCUGUGUCACGGUAUGGAUGCCAUUGAACGAAUCGGCGUCGGUCGAACUCGAGCGACAGUGCGAGGCAUGGCGAAAGGCAAACAUGAGCGAUGAAGAGAGGGAAUUGGCUAGUAGCUUGGGAGAACGAUUGGCAGCUGAGAGAGCAAAACUUUCGAGACUGCUCGCCGAACUCCCCAACGCUGUUCAAGGCUCGGCUGAGAGAGAGACGCUCGACGACCAGAUCAGUGCAGUCGAGGAGAAAAUCUCUCUCAUGGCCGACUUGUUGCGGCCCGUACGACAUGGAGCUGCUUCCAAAAUCGAAGGUCUUACUGAUGGCGAGAGUGGCUUCUGGAUUCCGCGAUGCUAUGGUGUGCUCGGCAAAGAUGGCAACAUGACAAGUUUCUGGAAAGAGUGGCUCAAGGCUAUUGUUACGCCCAUGACAAACGGUGCCGUACUGCGCGUGCCUCCGAGCUCUCCCAAGAUCGGCAUGUGGCUGCCGCUCGAACGAUACGUCGUUAACUUGUGCGUUGAGGCUCCAAGCCCUAUGUCUUCCAGCACUCAGAUCGAAGUCGCCAUCCGCGAGUUGCGCUUGUACGCCAGAAAAGAGGCCGAGAAUGAGAUUCCUGGCUCACGAAACGCCGACAUUUACGCCCUCUUCCGAUCUCUCUCCUUGAACAACAUUGUCACCUUGUUCGAGUACGUCUUGUCCGAAUCACGCGUUAUCUUGCUCUCAUCGCACACAUCUAUGCUGCAUCUUGCAAGCGCUGCCAUUACUAGCCUGAUCUACCCUCUGAAGUGGGCUGGAGUUUUCAUCCCUGUCCUGCCAGCACGCCUAAUCCAGGCUCUCGAAGCCCCCUGCCCUUACAUUGUUGGUGUAGAGCGAAGAUAUGAGAAUCUUGAAUUUCCCGACGAUGAUUUUGUCCUGGUAGAUCUGGAUCAGGACACAAUCGAGAGCACAGCUAGACCAACGCUCCUACCUCGUCAACAGCGCAGAAAACUCAUCGCUUCGCUACAGGUAGUCGCACCCCACCAUAUACGUUAUGGUGUGCCGGUCGGUCCUCCCUCGUACGCCAUGGAGACUUUCCCGAACGACGCCUUUUCUUCCGAGAACCCUCAAAUUUACAACCAGAGAGCUACUCCUUCGAGUUUGGCAUCUUUGGUUGGUGCUAAUUCUGCCGCUUUUGCAGAACUGCCUGUGCCUACGCAGAACCGCAACAUCAUCCUCAACGCCUUCCUCAACUUUAGCACCACCUCGCGAGGAAGUGACCGCCCGUCAACGAGCUCAACGACAAGAGAAGACCGCCGAUCCUCAUCUACCAGAUCUCCGCCAUCUCCUACCGUUCCUUCCCCCUUGUCGCAGACCUUCCCCACCACUCCCGUCUCUCGCAACGACUCGGGCUACAGCAUGCAGACGUCUCUCCGUGAGAAGCGCUCUGCGCAUUUCGAUGUAGCGAGCAGGCGCAACUCUUCCUUCGGAUUCGAUCGCAUGGCCAACCUCAGAAGACCUAGCGCCGCUAACGGCAGUCAACCCUUCAUCAGUCAUAACAGCAGCAUGUCAACCUCGACUCUGGCAAAUUCCGCCGGUUACGCACCCUCCGUUUAUGCACCGUCCACCCUUGCCGCCUCUACCAUUAUGCCGAACGCCGUUCAGCCCUCGUGCCCUCGCGACACCGAAACUACCAAAUGGGUCGAGGGCCACUGCCUGGUCUGGCGCCCACGUGAAGAGAAGACGUACUGCAGCAUCUGCGACGAGAAAUGUGAAGAUGGUGUCUACCGCUGCGGUGGUUGCAACACCAGCGUGCAUCCACGCUGUCUGCACCAAAUUCCGGUCGUGUGUCCUCUCGCUUUCCGACCUGAAGCCGUUCGUGCAGUCUUUGUCCGCUGCUUCGCCUCGCUUCUCUACACCUACCGUCGCUUCAUGCACCCUGCAUCAGGUGAGCGCAGGAAAGCAGGCAUGGUUUAUCACUUCAACAUGGAUCAAUUCAUCCGUAGUGUGCCUGGCGAAGCAACUGAAUACAUCACCAUGAUGCGUGAGACUCAGAUGUUUAACGAGUUUAUCCACGAGCGUGAGUCCACUCGUGCCGAGAACCCGUCUAUCAAGCUCUUCGACGAGAUCAUCCUUGCCAAGCGAAACAGGGGUCGUGGCUCUAUCUUCUCUAAGCAUAACACCUCUUGGUUGUUCGAUACUUCGGAGCACUUAUGGCGUUCCGCCUCGACUGCAGCACCGAACUCUCGCUUCCCCGGUGACUAUCGCCAGGUUGUUAGUAGAGUCCCGGCGAAACUGGACACCGCUCUUAUGAAGGAGCCUAGAGCCGUACAAGGCCUGCCUCGGCCACAAACACGCACAAAGCGCAAGCCUAUACCCUCCAUGAUGGGUUUGAGUGUUGACGAAGAACAACCCGCAUGA
Aureobasidium vineae is the source of this 3336-nucleotide messenger RNA. The record is from the annotation of a GenBank genome assembly. Lineage: Eukaryota; Fungi; Ascomycota; Dothideomycetes; Dothideales; Saccotheciaceae.